AUAGCCGAAAAAGUCAACAAUGAAGACAAAACAAAGCAAAAUCCAAUUACCAUUAAAACAAAAACAUUCAAAACUUUCGGUGACCUACUUUCUUAAACCGCUCCUUCCGACCUGCCGCCUGAUUUUUCAACAUUUCAACUCCUCGGUUCUUCAAAUCCGCCAUGGAUUUCCUCUCCUCCAGAAAGCUCCUCUCCUCCGAUGACGAAGACGAUGACCUCAAGAAAUUAUGCAAAGACUGCUUCGAUUACUCUUCCUAUUCUUGCCCUUCCUAUUGCCUUGAAAAAUGCAAGAAUUACUGCUAUAUCCAUAUUCCAAUCCCACCACCGGACGCUGAUGAUAUCAAUCAGACUUCCUCCACUAAAUCGCCUCACAAACUCUCCAACCUGGUUACCUCCACCAUCGCCCUUCUCUCCUUCACCUUCCUCCUCGUCCUCUGCUACGCCAUCUACGCCCGUUUCUACUCCGGCCGCCGUAGACGGAUUCGCCUCCCCGAUCCCCCACCGCCUGAGACCCAUCACCAACAUGAGUUUCUGGAUGAAGAACAGGGCCCUGUUUUAGAUCAUCCCAUUUGGUACAUCCGCACCAUCGGCCUCCCGCCGGCCGUAAUCGACGCCAUCGCCGUCUGUAAGUUUAAAUCCGGUGAGGGUUUGAUUGAUGGAACAGAGUGCUCUGUUUGUUUGAGUGAAUUUGAAGAGGAUGAAACCUUGAGGCUUUUGCCCAAGUGUAGCCAUGCUUUUCAUCUCCCAUGUAUCGAUACUUGGCUUCGAUCUCAUACCAAUUGCCCCAUGUGCCGUGCUCCUGUUGUAGCUCAGUCCAGCGCCGCCGCCGCUUCUCCGCCACCGCCACGGCCUCCGGCGGAAACCCAGAUAGGGGAAUUGCAAAGGGAAGAGGGAGAUGGAGCCAAUUUGGGGGAAAGUUCUGCUAGAAAUGAAGAAGAACAAGAACAACAACAUGAAGAAGAAGAAACCCAUUUUGCUGAUGAAGAUUUAGAAGAAAGAAGCAGUGAUAUUCAGCCAGUGAGAAGAUCUGUAUCUUUAGAUUCUUUAUCAGCUCUUAGAAUCAGCUCAGUUUUUGCUAAUGUUAAUGAAAAAUUGGAUUCUGAUGCUGAAACAAUACAGAGAAAGGGGAAGAAAUCAUCACAAGGGAGAGGCUAUUCUUCUACUUCUUCUAUGAACAGGUUAUCCAGACCGCAAGUCAUCACAUAAACAUGCUAUUGAAGAAGCUUCACCACUUCCACAACCAUAAUGUUUAUAAUGUCUUUGUACUCCAAAAUGGCUAAUAAUAUUGUUAGGUAGCAUGGUUUUCUCUAUGCUAAGUUAAGGUAUAUAUCAAACAUCACAUGGUUGCGUCAACCAUUUUGUUUCAAUUAGUUUCCGAAGGAAAAUCAUUUGGGAAUUGUUUGGCCUUUCAACUUAAA
This is a messenger RNA of Cucumis melo (muskmelon), 1417 nucleotides long. RefSeq names its product E3 ubiquitin-protein ligase RING1-like. NCBI's taxonomy places the organism in Eukaryota, Viridiplantae, Streptophyta, Magnoliopsida, Cucurbitales, Cucurbitaceae. Gene Ontology annotation, biological process: protein ubiquitination. The record is from RefSeq and is a predicted model, not a curated record. The transcript is spliced from 2 exons. Bases 162 to 1205 code for a protein of 347 amino acids.